This is a messenger RNA of Drosophila bipectinata, 1730 nucleotides long. It is a transcript of the gene SmydA-3, whose product is annotated as SET and MYND domain containing, arthropod-specific, member 3. Lineage: Eukaryota; Metazoa; Arthropoda; Insecta; Diptera; Drosophilidae. The record is from RefSeq and is a predicted model, not a curated record.
UAAGUACAUAUAUGCUGCCAGAUUUCCGAACUGCGUGCAGUGCAGCCACUCAAUCCCAUGUGAUUGGAUGCAGUGAAGGCGAAAGGCGAUGUUGAAGGCUCGUCUGGAGCAAGACGCCGUUUUCGGUCGCUGCCUAGCCGUUGCGGAGCCCGUCCGGCGCGGGGACCUGGUCGUGGAGGAGCUGCCCUUUGCCCAAGGACCGAAACGCGACAGCGGUAUCGUUUGCCUCGCCUGCUAUCAGUUCCUGCAGUUCGGCGAGGAUGGAGACUCACUGGACCGCUGCGAGAUCUGCGACUGGCCAUUAUGCGCGGCGUGUGCCAUUGGCAGUGACGUGACCGAUCAUAGCGGGGAGUGCGAGGUGUUCGCCAACGCACGUGUCACUUUUGCCGGGAAUGUGAGCGAUGACGGUGUCUGUACGCAAUUAGAUUGCAUAACACCAUUGAGAGUACUGUUAGCUAAGGAGGCAGAUCCUGAAAGAUGGGACAGUCAAGUAGAACCUAUGGAGCACCACGAAGAGGAGCGGAAAGAGGAUGCUGAUGUGUGGCAUGCGGAUCGAGUGAAUAUUGCUCAGUAUCUGCGUGGACCCUGCAAACUUUCAUCCAGAUUUAGUGAGGAACUAAUCAUGCAGGUCGUGGGUAUCCUAGAAGUCAAUGCCUUUGAAGCAAGGACCACCAGAGGAUUUCCUCUGAGGUGUCUCUACCCGUACACUGGAAUUUUAGCUCACAAUUGUGUUCCCAACACCUCCCGCAGCAUCUAUCCUAGUGAAGGUUACAAAAUCCGCCUAAGGGCAAUGGUGGAUCUGACGGAAGGACAACCCCUUCACCACAGUUAUACUUAUACCCUGGACGGAACAGCUCAGAGGCAACGACAUCUUAAGCAGGGAAAGUAUUUCCACUGCACAUGCGAACGCUGCCAGGAUCCCAGUGAACUAGGCACCCAUUUUUCCAGCCUAAAGUGUGGGCAGUGCACAGAGGGCUAUCAAGUGCCCAGGCAGCCAACGGAUUCAGAUUCUAGUUGGCCCUGCAGCAACUGCGGAGCAAGCAGCAGCCAAGCAGAGGUGGAAACGCUCCUCCAGUCUCUACAAUCGGAGGUAAACAAGGUACAGAGCCUGGAAAUGGGAGCCAAACGGCUGGAGGAGGCCGAACGACUGCUGCGGAAGUACAAAUCUUUGCUGCAUCCACUGCACUUUAUCGCAACGGGACUGAGGCAGCUCCUCAUCGAGAUGUACGGACGAGUGCAGGGCUACGAGAUGGUCCAGUUGCCGGAACAUCAACUGGAACGAAAGGUCGAGCUUUGCCGCCAGGUGCUGGGUGUUCUGAAUGUCUUCGAACCGGGUCUCAGUCGCACCAGAGCCAUGAAUCUAUACGAGAUGCAUGUGCCUCUAGUCCUCCUGGCGAAAAAUGGUUUCAUUGCAAGCCGACUUGGUGGUGGAGAGUUGCGCACCCGCCUUGUCGAUGCAAUUGAUUUGCUAAAGGAGUGCGUGGAGAUCCUGGAGUGUGAGGACAAGAGUUCCCAAGAGGGUGUCCUGUGCGGAGUGGCCUCGCAGGCGUUGAAACAACUUCUUCUUAGUGUCGAAGGUCUGGGAAGCGAACUCAAUUAGUUACUUAUCAUAUUGGUUAGCUUUAUUUAAACUGAUCAGGAGGCAAUCUCUGGUGUUACAUUGAAAAGUGUCUAGUGCUGAUUCUAAAGAAAAAUAAAACUCUACAACUUAAAAGUGACUACAAAUAUUA